Messenger RNA from Equus caballus (horse), 2682 nucleotides. It is a transcript of the gene PPP1R3E, whose product is annotated as protein phosphatase 1 regulatory subunit 3E. Lineage: Eukaryota; Metazoa; Chordata; Mammalia; Perissodactyla; Equidae. Gene Ontology annotation, cellular component: protein phosphatase type 1 complex. The record is from RefSeq and is a predicted model, not a curated record. Gene Ontology annotation, molecular function: glycogen binding; protein phosphatase 1 binding. Gene Ontology annotation, biological process: regulation of glycogen biosynthetic process.
ACCGAAAGAGUGGAGUCCCCGCCCCCUGGUGCAGACGCAGCGAAGACAGAUGGGGAACCACCUGUCAGAGGGCUGUGGGCGGGGGCCGAGGCCGCGAAGACCGCGGGACCGGAGGGUGAGCGCCGCUGAGCGCACGCUCAGAGCAGACAGCUCGCAGAAGACAGGAGGUGAUGGUCUAAGACCCUGGGAGCUGAUGGCCAGUGGGAGGGGAAGGUAGUCGCAGAGACAGCUACAGGAGGUGGAGGAUCCUGGAGGUGACAGCAAGAUUACGGAAUGGCGUGGGGCGGCUGAAGCGGGCCCGGCGGCUUCCGUGUGGACGCCGGGCGGGCGCGAGACGGGCCCCGCCAGGUCGGGGGAUGCCAUGUCUCGAGAGCGGCCCCCCCGAACCGACAUCCCCCGCAACCUGAGCUUCAUCGCCGCGCUAACGGAGCGCGCCUACUACCGCAGCCAGCGGCCCAGCCUAGAGGAGGAGCCGGAGGAGGAGCCAGGCCAGGGCGGGACGCGCCUCGGGGCCCGAUCCCGUGCUCACGCUCCGAGUCGAGGCCGCCGGGCCCGUUCUGCGCCCGCCGGAGGCGGCGGGGCCCGGGCGCCCCGCAGCCGCAGUCCAGACACCCGCAAGAGAGUGCGUUUCGCCGACGCGCUGGGGCUGGAGCUGACCGCCGUGCGCCGCUUCCGCCCCGGAGAGCUGCCACGGGUGCCCCGCCACGUGCAGGUCCAGCUACAGAGAGACGCCCUCCGCCACUUCGCGCCGUGCCAGUCCCGCGCCCGAGGCCUCCAGGAGGCGCGCGCCGCCCUGGAGCCGGCCAGCGAGCCCGGCUUCGCCGCCCGCUUGCAGGCGCAGCGCAUCUGCCUGGAACGCGCCGAGGCGGGCCCGCUGGGCGUGGCCGGGAGCGCGCGCGUGCUGGACCUGGCCUACGAGAAGCGCGUGAGCGUGCGCUGGAGCGCCGACGGCUGGCGGAGCCAACGCGAGGCGCCCGCCGCCUACGCCGGCCCGGCCCCGCCUCCGCCGCGCGCCGACCGCUUCGCCUUCCGCCUGCCCGCGCCGCCGAUUGGGGGCGCCCUGCUUUUCGCCUUGCGCUACCGUGUCACCGGCCGCGAGUUCUGGGACAACAACGGCGGCCGUGACUAUGCUCUCCGUGGGCCCGAGCACCCGGGCAGUGGCGGAGCCCCGGAGCCCCAGGGCUGGAUCCACUUUAUCUGAGACGCCUGCGGCCGACGGCCGAAAAACCAAAGGCACCUGGGGGCUGGGGAAGCCUGAAGACGUGGCGGGGAGGAAUGGGAGAAACCGGGAUUGGCGGGGAGCUGUCCAAGAGAGUCAAGCCGGGGAGGGCGAGGAGGAUGGGAGAAAUCCUAGGGCUGGGGGCGUGGGCGGAAUCAGCGAAGGUCGGGGAGACUGGGGUGGGAAUCACUAGUUGGAUGUGAGUGGAAGGAACCCGGGACUUAGGGAGGAAGGAGACCGGAAAGGGCACUGGGAGAUUAGAAAAAAGCAGAAUAGGGAUGAUGGUGACGUCCUCUUCCGGGAGUGGGCACUGGGAGAAGGUGAGUGGGUUCGUCAGGCCUAAGCAGUAGAAGGUUAAGGUACCUCGUUGGGAUUGAGGAGGCAUUUUGUGUGAAGUAGGAGCUCACCCCCGUGAAGUCAUUUAAAUUGCUGGCUCAUUCCCUCUCCGCACCCGCCUUUGCCACCUCAGGUCCCCCAGCCCUGCCCAUCCCAGCUUUAACUCAGCCGUAAUUGCCUUGCUUAAACCCCAGGAACUUGACCAUUGCUCCCAGUCCCUGGCAUUAUGACAGGAUUCCCUCGUCACCCGAUGGUCCCUGGCUUCAGUCUCCACAGACUGGCUGGGGAGUGAUGGCAGGUAGCAGUGAGAGCUCCUUCCUCCAGCCUCCAGGCAGCUCUGGAGAUUAAAAUGAAGACAAAACAACUCCAGGCCGGUCCUUGUAGCCUGAGGGGUUGGUACACUCAGGGGCUUCCAGAAAAAUGCCAGCCUUACCUUUCUGGGGUGCCUUCUAAUGACCUCUGAGCACUUUAUGGACUGUAUUUGAAAAGGGACAGUGAAUCACAAGAAUCACUAUUCUGAUUCUUUCUGCCUCAGAAGAAAAGGAAGUCACUGACGACUAGCUGUAUAAUUUUGGGCAAGUUACUUCACCUGUCGGGCCCCAGUUUCCUCCUUGGAAAACUGGAUUUGGAUUAGGUGAUCUCUUAAAGCCCCUUCUUGCUUUGACAUUUUAUGAUCUGUGAAGGGCAGAGUGUAGAUUGAAGCCACACUCUUCAACCUACAGUUGGAAUGCUACAGUUCAGAACACAGCAUCUGGCUGGGGCUGAGGUUAGUCCUCCAGUUUUUGACACAUGUUCCAGAGCCUAGGAAGCAUCCCAUAAUCAGCCUGCAGCCUCAGGGUAUUCCAGGGCCGCUUUCAAACCACAGCUCAUCCUCUGCCCCUUGCUUUUUGCUCUUGCCCCACAGACUUCCGGCCUGGGUCCUCUGAGACAGCUUUGGGGAGGAACAUCUCUCUGAGAGAAAAAGAUGCUUGGGAGCCCCAAAGAUGAAGCAGUGUUGGGGGCUCUCUUGAGGACAAAGGAUUAUGGGUAUAAGAAAUGAAAAACAUUUCAAAUCAAGAAUCAAAGCAACUUGAAAUUAAAUGGCACUAGAAGAUGGCAGUCUGCUCCAUACCCUGAGCAAGUGAAAU